This is a messenger RNA of Terrapene triunguis (Three-toed box turtle), 1882 nucleotides long. RefSeq names its product myelin protein zero like 2 (gene MPZL2). Gene Ontology annotation, cellular component: membrane. Lineage: Eukaryota; Metazoa; Chordata; Testudines; Emydidae. The coding region runs from base 205 to 861 and encodes 218 amino acids. Gene Ontology annotation, biological process: cell-cell adhesion. The record is from RefSeq and is a predicted model, not a curated record. The transcript has 6 exons.
AUCCACUUUUAGUUCCCAGGCUGGGGCCGCUCUGGGAGUGACUCAGGCAGGAGCAGCACCGCCUGUUGAGAGCUGCCCUGGCAGGGAGGGAAGGGCAAGGCAAGGAGUUCUCGCUAGUGGCGUGUCUGGCAGUAGGACUCCUGGGAGCUCCCUUCUCCCCCAGUUCGGAGAAAUUCCCUUAUCUCCCUGCUCAGUCUCUGGAGUAUGGACCUGCCACUCCCCGUGCAUGGCCCCAGCUGGAUGGGGGCUGUGCUCUUCCUUGGGGGACAGCUCCUAGCACUCUGGCCUGUGGCAGCUGUGGAAGUUCACACUUCCAGGGAAGUAGAGGCUCUGAAUGGGACCAAUGUACGCUUAAAAUGCACCUUUUCCAGCUCCAGCCCAGUUAGCCAGCGUGUGACGGUGACCUGGAACUUCCAGCCCCAGGGAAUGAACUCUCAUGAGUCUGUGCUCUACUACUAUGAGGAGCCCUAUCCCCCGACCAGUGGGCGGUUUAAAGAGCGAGUUACUUGGGAUGGGAACAUUGACCGGAACGAUGCUUCCAUCGUUGUCUGGAACUUGAAUCCCACUGACAAUGGGACGUUCACUUGCCAGGUGAAGAACCCGCCAGAUGUUGAUGGCACGAUUGGUGAAAUCCAACUCCGUAUUGUGCAGCAAGUGCAUUUCUCGGAAAUCCACAUCCUGGCUCUGGUCAUAGGGUCUGCCUGUGCUCUGAUGAUCAUUGUGGUGAUAAUGGUAGUUGUCUGGCGACACUAUCGGAACAGACGGCAAGAGAAGAGCACUGAGAUGGUGGAGACAGAACUAACAGAAAAGGAGAAGCUGAAGAGUACAGAAGAGAAGGUAGCUGUCCCAUUAGAAGACUAAGGUUCUCUGACUAAAGACUACAUACAGUGCAGCUUCUCCCCUGCGGAAGUUUCAGAAGCAGAUGGCUAAUCCUUGUGAUUUCAGAUGUUAGAACAAAGCUGAAUUACAGAUGUCUGAUGCCGCAACUGUGGUAUCCCUGUUCACCUUAAAAUCUGUGCCACGGCAAGACGGUGGGAUUAAAAUACAGUGUGAGAUCUUAUUUCCUUCCAUUGAAACAACGCAGGGAAACUUGUCCUAUCAACAGUGAAGUUGUCUUUGGUCUUCAAUCCCGUUGUAGCCAUUUGGAGAAAUGUACGUCCUUCGCAGAAUUUCAUUUGAUUCACUCUGUUGAAGAGGAAAAAUCCCAAGAGAACUAUAAGAAAUUCAAAGAUUCAGGAACAGAAUUUUCAAAAUUCUCAUUUUGGUCUGUGGAAGAAUUUUGGAAAAAUGCCUUUAAUUUUUUUGAACUUUUUAAAAUGUUUUCCCCUCCCUCCCCACAAAACAACCCCCUCGUCCCCCACCAUAUUUGUAGAAAAGAAAAUGGGGGGGGGGAGAAUGAUAGUCACUCUGAAUGAAAAUGUGCAAUGGUUAACCCAUUCCCAUUGCAAACUGUCUGUGCUUGCCACACUCUUAUUCGUUCUCGCUUUAAUUCUUAAAUUUGGUUUGCACUAUUUUUCCUUUCUCAAAAGCUCUUUAAAUGUUUCUAAAAAGAAGAAUGAUGAGACAGUUUGAUCACAGGGACAGCUUAUUGCAAGAAUGGGGUUUUGAUCCUGUUGUUACGCGAAGUGGAAAGUGUUACAGUUUUGGACCGUGUGCCGUUUCUUUGGCUGGAAUGGUAUUUAGAAGUGGAUGCAUUUUUCAGUUUGACUUUUGUUUGACUUUGUAGGUGACUUAGUGUGUCUGAAAGUGACAGACUGAGAACCUUGCCUAUUAUCAGCUGCAGUGAGGGCAGAUUCUAUGGCAGUCUCUGCCCAUUCCUAUUCUACUGAUGCACCAAAAUCCGGACUUCCCUUUGCUGUUCCAGACCUGGUUCCCCCCCACU